CAUUGCCCAUAGACAUGUGCUUCUAAGGUCUAUAAACUACAAUUCCCAGGAAGAACGUUUCAAUUCUAAUCAGUAGUUAAACUUUUCCCUACACCAAAAUCAUCUCUUCAAUAAUGGAAGGUGGACUAAAGGGAAGCUCAUUACAAGAUAUGAAGCUUUUGUUUGUUGAAAUGGGUGUUGGCUAUGACCUUCAUGGUCAGGACAUAACAGCUGCCGCAAUGAGAGCAUGCAGAGAUGCAAUUUCUGCCAAUUCAAUUCCAGCUUUCCGUAAAGGUAGCAUCCCUGGUGUUACAUCUGAUCACAUGAAAUUACAUGUCAAACUGGGGGUGCCUCAUCCUCUGCAACAAAACUUGAACAAGGAUAAAAUUAAGUCUGUGUUUCCAUACGGACAAAUCAUGAACUUUGAAGUAGUGGAUGGUGGACUUGUGUGCUCAACUGAAGAAAUGGCCGAAAAGAACGAUGACUGCUACAUUGUUAAUGCUGCUGUAUAUGUUGGCUACUAGGCUUUUGGUAUCUUAGAUCCCUCUGGAAUCUUAAUUUCCAUGGGGAACUUGCAUGUGUGUUGGAGUUUUGUUGCUUCAGUAAAGCUGCAAUGAGGGCAAAGUUUGCAUUUUAGCUUUUUUAUAUGUAUUUUAAUUAAGAGUAGUUGUGUUAUCCUUUCAUUGUUUCUGCAUGAAUGUACCUAGUACUUUUGUCAGUUAGGUUGAAUUUACUAUGUUUGUUUGUAAUAAUGGAUCAAAGAUCAUCUGAAGUUCAUUUUUGAACUGCAUACUUCUCAA
Messenger RNA from Glycine soja, 779 nucleotides. RefSeq lists its product as uncharacterized. The transcript has 5 exons. NCBI's taxonomy places the organism in Eukaryota, Viridiplantae, Streptophyta, Magnoliopsida, Fabales, Fabaceae. The record is from RefSeq and is a predicted model, not a curated record. Bases 114 to 503 code for a protein of 129 amino acids.